This is a messenger RNA of Gossypium arboreum, 1832 nucleotides long. Its product is annotated as probable serine/threonine-protein kinase At1g09600. Bases 528 to 1757 code for a protein of 409 amino acids. Gene Ontology annotation, biological process: positive regulation of transcription elongation by RNA polymerase II; protein phosphorylation. The transcript is spliced from 5 exons. The record is from RefSeq and is a predicted model, not a curated record. NCBI's taxonomy places the organism in Eukaryota, Viridiplantae, Streptophyta, Magnoliopsida, Malvales, Malvaceae. Gene Ontology annotation, cellular component: cyclin-dependent protein kinase holoenzyme complex; nucleus. Gene Ontology annotation, molecular function: ATP binding; RNA polymerase II CTD heptapeptide repeat kinase activity; cyclin-dependent protein serine/threonine kinase activity.
UUUAAUUCAACAAUCCAAUUUAAAAAAUUUUGUCUGCAGACAUUACUUUGAUCAACAUUGAGAGGUGUGGAAAAAGUUUUUUCAGUGAAAACUAAAAGAGCAAACAUCAGUGUGUCUGUUUGUCACAUAUCCUAAAAACAUCUUCGGUUUGUCGCAAUUUUAGGAGCUUAUCUCACAAAACUAAUUGCAUUUUUGUUUCUCACCCAUUUUUCCUUUAUCUUUUCCUUUGAAUUUUACCAUUUGAUAAAGAUUUUUUCUUUUUUUUUCCUGGGAUUUUUUUUUUCUCUGGGUUUUCAUUCUUUUCUCUCAACUAUUUGAAUUUUAGUUUUUUUUUCCAUAAUUAAUUUGCAAGAUAAUAUUGUUGAUUUCAUCUCCUUUUUUAGAUUUUAAUUGUUUUUUUCCCUAUGGUUGAGAAGAUAAUGAAAACAAUGUUGACCUGGGAAUCCCAGGAUUCAUUCAUGGUGAUGAUCCUUUUUGUUUAGCUUAUUCAAAAAAAAAAAAAAAAAGAAGCAUUUUUUGAGAAGAUUAUGGGCUGCAUUUUUUCAAAAGAAGCCCAAGAAGAAAACAACAAUGACAAGGACAUUGAUAGCAACAGCAACAAAGACAGCGAAAAGAACAAUGGCAAUGGUGAUGUUUCAAUUGCUAAAGGUGAAAAGAAAUUGGUGAUUGAAAGGGGAUUAGUUUCUGCAGGGUGGCCUUCAUGGUUAGCUUCAGUUGCAGGUGAAGCUAUUGAUGGAUGGUUGCCUAGAAGGGUGGAAUCUUUUGAGAAGUUAGAUAAGGUUGGACAAGGAACUUAUGGCAGUGUAUAUAAGGCCCGUGACGUAGAAACAGGCAAAACCGUUGCCAUGAAGAAGGUCCGGUUUGUUAAUAUGGAUCCACAUAGUGUUUGUUUUAUGGCUAGGGAAAUCAUUAUCUUACGGCGGCUUGACCAUCCAAAUGUUAUGAAACUCGAGGGUAUAGUCACUUCAAGGAUGUCGAGCAGCUUGUAUCUUGUUUUCGAGUACAUGGAGCAUGAUCUUGCUGGGCUUGCAGCAACUCCCGGCAACAAGUUCACUGAACCGCAGAUUAAAUGUUACAUACAACAGUUGUUCCGUGGCCUCGAACACUGCCAUAGCCGCGGUGUCCUCCGUAGAGACAUUAAGGGCUCAAAUCUUCUGGUAGACAUCAAUGGAAUUCUUAAGAUUGCAGAUUUUGGUCUAGGUACAAUCUUUCAGGUUGGUCAAAAGCAGCCUUUAACAAGUCGAGUCGUAACACUUUGGUACAGGGCACCCGAGCUGUUGCUUGGGGAUACUGAAUAUGGAAUUGCAAUAGAUUUGUGGAGUACUGGUUGUAUACUUGCCGAAUUAUUUGCUGGGAAGCCGAUUAUGCCUGGAAGAACAGAGGUGGAGCAAAUGCAUAAGAUCUUUAAGCUCUGCGGUUCACCUAGUGAGGAGUAUUGGCAAAAAACAAAACUUCCACAUGCAACUAGUUUUAAACCGCAACAACCUUACAGGCGCCAUGUCACCGACAUGUUCAGAAACUUCCCACAAUCUGCCUUGUCUCUUGUCGAUAAACUCCUUUCAAUGGAACCGGAAGAUCGAGGAACUGCUGCUUCAGCACUUAACAGUGAGUUCUUCACAACGGAGCCUUUCCCUUGUGAUCCGUCUGACCUACCAAAACAUUCUCCGUGCAAAGAACUAGAUAUCAAACUUCGCGAUGAGGAAGCAAGAAGGUAUUUCUUUUAUGGCUUAUUUCAAUGUUACGAAUUUUUGUUUUGAUUUUGUGUUCUCCCAUGUAACAUUAGGAAAAGAGCCGAGGCUGCGAAGGGACGAGGACCUGAAUCUGUUAGAAGA